AUGUCUUACUACCAAACUUCCCGGCAGUUGUCCGGGUUCUACGGCGACCUUGCCUCGACCGGCGCCGGCCAAAUACCAAUGCCGUCAUACGACCCAUACGCCGUGAGCGCAGUACCUCCUCUUCAGAUUCCGACAACCGGCACCGCGAUGGGUGGUCCUGUGGGCGGGCCCAUGCCGACACAACACCGGGCAUCAUCGGGCGCGUGGAACCAGGAGGAUGACAGGACGCUGUUGGCGCUGCGGGCAAUGGGCAAGAACUGGAACCAGAUCCAAAGGGAGGCUUUUCCGGGCAAGACGGGCAACGCCUGCCGGAAGCGUCACGAGCGGCUGAUGGAGCGCCGCGGCCAAAACGACUUUGACAAUCGCAAACUUGAGCGGCUAUGCAAGGAGUACAUGAGCAUGCGCAAGGAGAUCUGGCAGCCGCUCGCCUCCCGGUGCGGCGAAAAGUGGAACGUUGUCGAGAUGCAGUGCAUGUCCAACGGCCUGAAGAACAUCCAAUCCCACGCCAGGGCGUACGCGAGGCGUGAGCGGCUCGAAUCCGGGCAGCCCCUGACGGGUUACGACGACGACAGCGGGCUGGGGGGGCUGACGCCCAUUGACGACGUGGAUGUGGACGUGGCGGACCAGAGCUACAGCAGUCCGGAGACGGGCGGGCCGCAAUCGACGCCCGGGGCCAGCUCCGGGUCUGGGUCCGGGUCCGGGUCGGCUUACCUGUCCCAGCACCACCACCAUCAGCAACACCAGCACCACCACGGCCACCAGGCUGUCUAUGCGGCGGCAGCGGCCUACGGCGGUUAUGCCCCGCACCAUCAUCAACAGCACCACCACCACCAUGGUCAUGGCUAUAGCAACAGCGUCUCGAGCACGGGAACGGCGCCCGGCGCGGGCUACGGCCAGGGUGCCGGCGGUUCGUCUAGCGCCAGCACCAGCCCGUACCUUGGGCACGGGAAUCGCCUGCCUAGCGUGGGCGAUAUGGGCAUCGACGGGCUGCUGAACCGGGGGCCGGGCGGGGCGGGCAGCGGGCAAUUAUAG
Molecule: messenger RNA, 1032 nt
Organism: Canariomyces notabilis
Lineage: Eukaryota; Fungi; Ascomycota; Sordariomycetes; Sordariales; Chaetomiaceae
Exons: 2
Coding region: 1-1032 (343 amino acids)
Source: RefSeq, a predicted model, not a curated record